Messenger RNA from Euleptes europaea (tarantolino), 866 nucleotides. Its product is annotated as collagen alpha-1(XIX) chain-like. The transcript has 8 exons. The coding region runs from base 213 to 866 and encodes 217 amino acids. NCBI's taxonomy places the organism in Eukaryota, Metazoa, Chordata, Lepidosauria, Squamata, Sphaerodactylidae. The record is from RefSeq and is a predicted model, not a curated record.
UUGAUUUAGCUGAAAGCUUUUCUUUGAGGCCAAUUUCAUGUGGAGUUGGAAAACCCUGUUUUAAGUUGGGGAGUGUGCCUCUUAUCAGAGACUUUCAGCAAGUGUUUCCAAAUGGGUUUCCAAAGGAAUAUUCCUUAACAGCCGCAUUCCGUGUUAGACGAAACAGCAAGAAAGAACGGUGGUAUUUGUUGCAAUUUUUAGAUCAACGUAACAUGCCACAGGUUUACAUCGUCAUUGAUGGUUCCAAAAAAGUUGUGGAGUACGUUGCACAAUCUCCCCAGGGGAAUUCACUGCGCUACACUUUUAAAAGCCGUGAGAUCCUUCCUGUCUUUGAUCGGCAAUGGCAUAAGCUUGGCAUCAGUGUACAAUCAAGGACCAUUUCUUUAUAUGUGGACUGCAGCUUAAUUGAGCAAAGACAAACGGAUGCAAAAGCCAGUCCUGACGUUCAAGGAAGGCUUCUUAUCACGACUCGUUCUUUAGAUGGCAAGCCAGUAGAUAUUGAACUUGGCCACAUGUUAAUAUAUUGCAACCCACAACUUGCUGCUCAGGAGACUUGUUGUGAAAUAUCUGAAAACAUGUGUCCUUUGGAAGAACACCUGAAAACUACUGCCGCAUCACCAUCAACUGUUCGUGUGAGUGAAAUACAUGCACUUCCAAUAAUGGAACAAAAACCUGAAGAAAAAUGCUUUUGCUAUCCAAACAAGGGAGAAGCAGGAUUGCCAGGAGUCGCUGGCUUGCCAGGCCAGAAAGGAGAAAAGGGUGAAGAAGGUUCAAAAGGAGAAAAUGGAAUUCCUGGAGAGAAGUCCAAUCACGUCAUUAAGAACAGCGCUAGUCGUACUUGUCCUUUGCUCUUCCCUAGUAGCUGA